AUGCUGCGGCCGGGGAACAUCUCCUCCGGCUGGGCUGACCUCCUGGAGUCCAACCGGUCCACCAUGGAGGGCGACGGCUCCGGGGUGGAGGCGGUGGUGGUGCCGGUGGUGUUCGGGCUGAUCUUCGUGGUGGGGGUGGUGGGGAACUCUCUGGUGAUGGUGGUGAUCGGGAGGGUGAAGGUCGGGGUGGGACGGGGUCGGAGGUCCUGCAGCCCGACCAACACCUUCAUCCUGAACCUGUGCGCCGCAGACCUCAGCUUCCUCCUGCUGUGCGUCCCGGUCCACGCCACCAUCUACUCGCUGCCGCAGUGGGUGUUCGGCGCUGUCCUCUGCAGGUUCGGACACUACUUCUCCACCGUCAGCAUGCUGGUGAGCAUCUUCACGCUGGUGGCCAUGUCAGUGGACCGCUACGUGGCCGUGGUGCUGUCCGGCAGGUCUCCGUGCGUCCGGAGCCGCCGCAGCGCGCUGGCCGGGCUGUGCGUCAUCUGGAGCCUGUCCCUGCUGUGCUCGGUGCCGGUGGCCCAGCACCAGGUCCUGACCAGCCACCACUCAGCCCCCAACAGCACCUUCUGCUGGGAGCGCUGGUCCGGAGCCUCCAGACGAGCCUACAGGGUGUCCGUGCUGCUGAUCGGAUACCUGCUGCCACUGCUGCUCAUCAGCUGCUGCUACCUGAGGGUUUUGUUUCAUCUUCAUAAAAAGUUGAACAUGUCCAGGAAGUCUGAGCGCUCCAAAAGAAAGACGGCUCAGACUGUCUUCCUGCUCGUCACCGCCUUCACCAUCUGCUGGAUGCCCCAUCACAUCAUCGCCAUGUGGGUGGAGUUUGGCACCUUCCCCCUGAAUGAGGCCACCUUUGCCUUUCGUAUCGUUUCCCACUGCCUUUCUUAUGGAAACUCCUGCGUCAACCCUGUCCUCUACGCUUUACUGUCUGAGAACUUCCGCAAUUCCUGCCGCCAGGUGUUCACCUGCUGCUUCCUGUACCAGCCGCCGCCCAAGGGCAAGGUGGUUCGUUUACGCAUGGAGAACUUCUCCACCACGCACUCAACCACCAACAUAUGACGGACUGAGGGACGUGAUCAGAUACACAACGAGACCACGGUGAUUUCCUGCAGUUGAAACAAGAGGGAGGACUUUGUUUGAACAGCGAUCAGUCGCUGAUGGAGGAGUUUUGUUUCUGCAGGAUGUGGGUCACAUGACAAAAGGACAGCAUGUGAUUGGCUGCUGACUCUAUCUAUGGACAGCCUGAACUGUAGAACACUAAGUGAUAAGUGAAGAACAUUAAACAACACUAACAAUAAGUGAAGAGUCUGGAUUUUAGAAAUAAACAUCAGCCAUGUUUUCAGUUCUGUGACAGAACAUUUGACCCCCAAA
This is a messenger RNA of Anoplopoma fimbria (sablefish), 1368 nucleotides long. It is a transcript of the gene galr1b, whose product is annotated as galanin receptor 1b. The transcript is spliced from 3 exons. Lineage: Eukaryota; Metazoa; Chordata; Actinopteri; Perciformes; Anoplopomatidae. Gene Ontology annotation, cellular component: membrane. Bases 1 to 1056 code for a protein of 351 amino acids. Gene Ontology annotation, molecular function: G protein-coupled peptide receptor activity. The record is from RefSeq and is a predicted model, not a curated record. Gene Ontology annotation, biological process: neuropeptide signaling pathway.